AUGUCUACUCAAGGAGGAAACACUCAAGGAGGAUGGGGUAACACCCAAGGGGGAAACACUCAAGGUGGAGGUAGUGGCAAUACCCAGGGCGGAAACACCCAAGGCGGAGGUAGCGGAAAUACCCAGGGCGGAAACACUCAAGGGGGAGGUAACAGUAACACCCAAGGGGGAAACACUCAAGGAGGAGGUAGCGGCAAUACCCAAGGUGGAAACACUCAAGGAGGAGGAAGCGGUAACACUCAGGGCGGAAACACUCAAGGUGGAGGAAGUGGUAACACUCAGGGAGGAAACACUCAAGGCGGAGGGGUAACACUCAGGGAGGAACACUGCAAGGCGGAGGUACUAAGGAAAUACCCAGGGUGUAACACUCAAGGGGGACGGGUGGGUGGAAACACUCAAGGAGGAGGAAGCGGUAACACUCAGGGCGGAAACACUCAAGGUGGAGGAAGUGGUAACACUCAGGGAGGAAACACUCAAGGCGGAGGUACUGGAAAUACCCAGGGUGCCCAGGGUGGUAACACUCAAGGGGGAGGUAAUGGUAACACCCAGGGUGGUAACACUCAAGGGGGAGGUAGCGGUAACACUCAGGGUGGAAACACUCAAGGUGGAGGAAGUGGUAACACUCAGGGGGGAAACACUCAAGGUGGAGGAGGCGGUAACACUCAAGGUGGAAACACUCAAGGUGGAGGUAGCGGCAAUACCCAAGGCGGAAACACUCAAGGCGGAGGUAGUGGUAACACCCAGGGCGGAAACACUCAAGGCGGAGUUGGAGUUCGAAAUUCUCAGGGUGGCAAUGCACAAGGUGGAAAUUCUGAUACUGCCAAAGAGGGAAUAAUCAAGGUGGAAAUCAGCAUUAGUAUCCCAAAAAUUUUUUAA
Messenger RNA from Jatropha curcas, 876 nucleotides. NCBI's taxonomy places the organism in Eukaryota, Viridiplantae, Streptophyta, Magnoliopsida, Malpighiales, Euphorbiaceae. The record is from RefSeq and is a predicted model, not a curated record.